AUGGGCUUCUUGGCUUCCACGGAAGGGAUAUUAGCCAAGUCUCUUCAAGUCUGUCUUUGGGAGUUUUCUUCUCAACAUUCCUCGGAUUUGAGGACUCCGCCUGCCACCAGAAAAACUACAAGACAUAACAAAAGAGAUGUUAUUUUGGUGUCCUUGGUAGCCUGCGUGGUGGGGGUAACGAUCGGCGGUUUGGCUAUGCGAUGGCUUGUUAGGGCCACAAAAUUAAGCAAGCACGGCAAAGAAGAAAGCAGAGAGCUGGACGAACGCUUUGCUCAAGGUCCGCGAAAGUUCUCCUACGCUGAGCUCUGCGCUGCAACAAAAAAUUUCAACCACAAUGAAAUUCUAGGAAAAGGAGGCUUCGGAGGAGUGUAUAGAGGAACCUUACCCCUAUCAAAUCAGCCCGUGGCCGUGAAAAGAAUAUGUCAAGGCUCCAAACAAGGCAUAAAAGAAUACAUUUCAGAGGUGAGCAUAAUAUCUAAGAUAAGGCACCGUAACCUUGUGCAGCUCCAUGGAUGGUGUCAUGAAAAGGGCCAACUGCUUCUAGUCUAUGAAUUUCUGCCGAAGCGAAGUCUGGACAAAUAUUUAUUUGGCGAGCAGUGGAGAGAUGAUUUGAAUUGGAAUCGAAGGUACAGCAUAGGGUGUGACAUAGCUUCUGCUCUUCUCUAUCUUCAUGAUGAAUGGGACCAGCGUGUCAUUCAUAGAGAUUUGAAGGCCAGCAAUGUAAUGUUGGAUGACGAUUUCAAUGCAAAGCUGGGGGAUUUCGGCUUAGCUAGAGUAGUGGAACGUAAGCGUGCAGCCUCCCACACAACUGUGGUAGUAGGGACAUUUGGGUACAUUGCACCGGAGUGUGUGAUUACAGGAAAGGCAAGCCUAGAAUCGGACAUCUUCAGCUUUGGGGCUGUGAGUCUGGAAAUUGCGUGCGGAAGGCGGGCUGUGGACAGGAGCCUCGAGGACCAUUGUUACAGAUUAGUCGAAUGGGUUUGGGAUUUGUUUGGACAAGGGAAGGUUUUGGACGCCGCCGAUACAAAGCUGGAUGGGAAUUUUAACUGUGAGGAGAUGGAACGGUUGAUGUUAGUGGGGUUGUUGUGCUCUCAUCCGGAUCCGAAAGCCAGACUGAAUAUAAGACAGGUGAUUGAUAUUUUGAAAUUGAAAGCUCCACGGCCUCACGUUCCUCCUACAUAUCCAGUAGCUGUGUAUAGUGCUGGAAAUGGUCCUGUUGCAGAGUUAUCGACCACGUCUGAUGGAUCAUUUUGCACUCCGGAGAAUGCCUGGAAUAUUGAAGCUCCAUAA
Cryptomeria japonica (Japanese cedar) is the source of this 1290-nucleotide messenger RNA. RefSeq names its product L-type lectin-domain containing receptor kinase IX.1-like. The transcript has a single exon. Gene Ontology annotation, biological process: protein phosphorylation. Gene Ontology annotation, molecular function: protein kinase activity; ATP binding. Gene Ontology annotation, cellular component: plasma membrane. Lineage: Eukaryota; Viridiplantae; Streptophyta; Pinopsida; Cupressales; Cupressaceae. The coding region runs from base 1 to 1290 and encodes 429 amino acids. The record is from RefSeq and is a predicted model, not a curated record.